Messenger RNA from Fusarium odoratissimum NRRL 54006, 756 nucleotides. RefSeq lists its product as uncharacterized. Gene Ontology annotation, molecular function: ABC-type transporter activity; ATP binding. The transcript has 3 exons. Gene Ontology annotation, biological process: transmembrane transport. The coding region runs from base 1 to 756 and encodes 251 amino acids. The record is from RefSeq and is a predicted model, not a curated record. NCBI's taxonomy places the organism in Eukaryota, Fungi, Ascomycota, Sordariomycetes, Hypocreales, Nectriaceae. Gene Ontology annotation, cellular component: membrane.
AUGACAACUCCACAAGAGUCUGAAGAUGCAUCGCAAAGCGAGAAGAAACCGCCAACAGCAAAACGGGAUGAGAAACAGAGCCAACAUGGAGCUUUUGCUACCUAUCUGAGGAUAUUCUCCUACGCCGAACCUCUCGAUUACCUUCUCAUUGCCGCUUCUGCCAUUGGAGCCAUCGGGUCUGGGAUUGCCAUGGCGCUUAUGAAUGUCAUAUUCGGCGGUUUUGUUGACAUCAUCAAUGACUUCACACAAGGAGAUAAAUCCCCUGCCGAGUUCCGCGGUAGUGUCAGGACACAUAUCUUGCGCUUCAUCUACAUCUUCAUCGGCCGUUUUGUCUGCACUUACGUGUUUACUGUCUGUCUUACGGUUGCCGGAACGCGAAUCACGAGAACAAUACGCUACCGUUUCCUGGAAUCCACGUUUUCCCAAGAAAUCGCCUACUUCGACUCCGGCUCCGGUGGUUCCGUGUCUUCUCAAGCCACCACGAACGGAAACAUUAUCCAACAAGGCAUUUGUGAAAAGUUCGGUCUUGGCGUUCAAGCUGCGUCGACUUGCGUCACCGCUAUAGUCAUUGCGAUCAUAACACAGUGGAAGCUGGCGCUCAUCACCAUCACUAUCGCACCUGUCAUGGUCGUUGGCAUUGGCUUUGCUAUAGGUGUCGAUGCACAGAUCGAGUUCAAGAUCAUGAAGGUCUACUCAGCAGCCAACUCACUCGCCGAAGAUGUCAUUGGAUCAGUCAGAAACGUCCACGCCUUUUAG